Labrus bergylta (ballan wrasse) is the source of this 2149-nucleotide messenger RNA. It is a transcript of the gene fstl3, whose product is annotated as follistatin-like 3 (secreted glycoprotein). NCBI's taxonomy places the organism in Eukaryota, Metazoa, Chordata, Actinopteri, Labriformes, Labridae. Gene Ontology annotation, molecular function: protein binding; activin binding. The record is from RefSeq and is a predicted model, not a curated record. Gene Ontology annotation, biological process: regulation of BMP signaling pathway; negative regulation of activin receptor signaling pathway; cell differentiation.
CACAACACAUUCAUUCACAUAAGGGAGAGAGCUGCUUGAGUCAGAGUGAUCCGCUGUGUUUGCCAGAGGAGCUUCUUGUCUUUUAGUUCCUAUCUCAAGCUUUCAAGAAACUUUUUUUUUUACUAACAAGAGAACACAAUGAGCUUCUUCAUCUCCAUUUUUUGUUUGGUUCUCUCUUUUUACCAGAUGGGGAGGAAUCCUGCCAGUGCCGGGAUGUGCUGGCUGCAGCAGAGCCAGGACCAGAGGUGUGACAUGGUGCUGAUGAGAGGAGUGACCAGAGAGGAGUGCUGUGCUGGGGGCCGCCUGGACACAGCCUGGUCCAACACCAGCAUGCCCAUGAAUGAGGUCAGCCUGUUGGGCUUCCUGGGGAUCGUCUCCUGUAAGCCAUGCCAAGAAACAUGUGAGGGAGUCAGAUGCAGCCCUGGGAAGGUUUGCAAAAUGAAGACGGGAAGGCCUCAGUGUGUGUGCAAUCCAAACUGCUCCCACAUUAUCCCGAAGCAUGCUGUGUGCGGCAGCGAUGGAAAGUCAUACAAGGAUGAGUGUACUCUUCUCAUGGCCCGCUGCAUGGGACACCCAGACCUGGAGGUCAUGUACCAAGGAGACUGCAAGAAGUCUUGCUCCAAUGUGGUGUGUCCAGGUACCCAUACCUGUGUGACUGACCAGACAAACAGUGCUCACUGUGUCAUGUGCCGCACAACUCCUUGCCCAAUACCCAUAGCGCCUGAGCAGCCAAUCUGUGGUAAUGACAACAUCACUUACCCAAGCGCCUGCCACCUCCGCCGGGCCACCUGCUUCCUCGGUCGCUCCAUAGGAGUCCGCCACUAUGGCCACUGCAACAAUCCUCCUAGGAAACCCCAUGUUUUCCAUGGCAGCGAGGAAAAUGCAGUCUGAGCGAACAGCUCCUGAAAAGUACCGUUCUCAAGACACGAGUCGGUCGACAAAACAUUUCCCAUGAUGACCUCUUAUUUUUUGACAAUCACUUACCCUUCUCUUUGUACACAGAAUGACAAUACAAUUAAAAUGAGAGUCCUCUCUCGGAAGACAUACAUUAGUGUGACUGCCUCAAGAGCUUCAAAAACCAGCAAGAAAUGUCUGUUCAUCGUGUGUUAGUUUGGAAAGUACAGGCAGAUGAACACGUGUCUGGGGACAGACACGUCAUGUGAGCUCUUUGGGAGAUGUGUGCAUAUUGUAAAUAGAAUACCACUACUAUUUAUUGGAGAAGGUAUCAAACUCUAUUUAUGUUUUUAUCCUAGUAACAAUUCCAUGUAUCCUUGGGAAAGCUGACAGAAAAAAAAAGUAUUUAUUGUGUUUUGUUUUUUGUGUAUGUACAAUAGAGGCCACUGGCAUUGGUGUAUUACAACUUCUUUUUUGCUGUUGUUACAGUCUCAACUUCGCACAGACAAACAGUUUUCCUUCCUAAGCUGAUGGAAAGCAACACCAAUUUGUUUAGAAAUCGGUACCACUUCAUAGUCAGCCAGUGUGGUUUCAGUGAACCACAAACAAUAACAGGACAGAUGUACUGUAUGUACACUAGCUUUUAUCUGGAGGUGAGUAACGGAUUCAGCCUAAACAAACCUUUGUAGUCUAAACAUGUUUACUCUGGAUCCUGUACUAAACUCUCAGCAACCUGCUGACCACUCUAAAUAAAGGUUUGGUUGUGUUUGUUGGAGUGUUGGUACGACCCCCAAGAGCUCAACAAUACCUCCUCUGUUAAGUGCCUGGCUUUUUCUUAAAAAAAGCAUUUUGUAGUUCAUUUUAAGAAAUUCCAUUACUGUUUUCCUGCUUUGAUUUGAUUGGAAAUCUGUCAUUUCUUGAUGGAAAAAUGUUGAUUGAAAGAAAAAUGUUAGUCUGAGAAUCUGCAACAGUUAAGGCCAGUUGAACGUACCAGAUCGUACCGCCAUCAGAGAUCAGUAGAGCCGUUCAUUGACUCUGGUAAACAUAGGAGGUAUGAUACAAAAAGCCAUUUCAAAUGUUACAGUGAUCCGAUGAAAUCUUUCAACUCAAAGCAGAUGAAAAUUCCUCCUCCUGUAAAUAACAGUCUUAUGUGUACCUACCUGUGUAACUACUGUGAAAUUUGAAUGCAUCAACAUAUUUUUUGUAUUUUUGUACUGCCAUUUCAAAACAACAUAAAGUUAACAUUUGUCACAAC